Messenger RNA from Ochotona princeps (American pika), 584 nucleotides. RefSeq names its product ribosomal protein S13 (gene RPS13). Gene Ontology annotation, biological process: translation. Gene Ontology annotation, molecular function: small ribosomal subunit rRNA binding; structural constituent of ribosome. The record is from RefSeq and is a predicted model, not a curated record. The transcript is spliced from 6 exons. Gene Ontology annotation, cellular component: cytosolic small ribosomal subunit; nucleolus; ribosome. NCBI's taxonomy places the organism in Eukaryota, Metazoa, Chordata, Mammalia, Lagomorpha, Ochotonidae. Bases 85 to 540 code for a protein of 151 amino acids.
GUGUGAGGUCACUUCCUGCGUGCCGGGUGGCUUCCAGCAGCGUUUCCUGUCUCGCUCUCUCUCUGCUGCCUGUCCGCCGCCAUCAUGGGUCGCAUGCACGCUCCCGGGAAGGGCCUGUCCCAGUCGGCUCUGCCCUAUCGCCGCAGCGUCCCCACUUGGCUGAAGCUGACGUCCGACGACGUGAAGGAGCAGAUUUACAAACUGGCCAAGAAGGGCCUGACUCCCUCCCAGAUCGGUGUGAUCCUGAGGGACUCCCACGGCGUCGCUCAGGUGCGUUUCGUGACAGGCAACAAGAUCUUGAGGAUCCUGAAGUCCAAAGGCCUGGCUCCUGAUCUCCCCGAGGAUCUGUAUCAUUUAAUUAAGAAAGCAGUUGCUGUGCGCAAGCACCUCGAGCGGAACAGAAAGGAUAAGGAUGCCAAAUUCCGUCUGAUUCUGAUAGAGAGCCGCAUUCACCGAUUGGCUCGAUACUACAAGACUAAGCGGGUCCUCCCCCCCAAUUGGAAAUAUGAAUCUUCCACAGCGUCUGCCCUGGUGGCAUAAAUUUGACUCUGUACUCAAGCAAUAAAAUCAUUGUUUGAAAAAAA